CUUGAGCUCAAUUUGGCUGUUUGUACGUCCGUAGUGUAAGCAAAUCACUGCACGCUAGUCGAAGCGACGACCUCAUUCGGAAACAACGCAAAUACAAUGUUAUUAUAAUAUCAACAACAGAGAGCAACUUCUGUAAAGUUGAAGAAGAAACUCCCAACUCAAGCUUCGUUGAGUGUGAGUGAGUCAGACAGACUACGGUGUAUCAAACUUUCUUCGUGUUCUCAAGACAAGAUGGGCGACGUUGACUUCUGGUGAAGAGCCUGGUAUCGUCUGCGAGCGAAGUCACCCUCCGUCAUCUUUGUUAUCUGACCUCCCGCCGCGAGGAGUCGCAGGGAGCCGGGAUCUCCGUGAACAGAUACCCUUGUGGACCGCGCCGGGACGCACAGCUAGAAGUAUCCAGGUCUGUUCUGCCCGGAACUACUUCACAGGCCCAGAAGGGAUAUUUUGUCGGCUAUUGUGACAAUAUUGGUGUAUGGAGAGGAAGGACAUUUGAGAAACACUUCAUCAGGAGGCAACCGCGGAAGCAGAUCUUCGAGCAGAUUUCUUUGUUCCUCUUCCCGGCUGAGGAUGCAUCAUUAUUCGUGACAGAUCGGCGAAACCUUUCAGCACCACUGACAAACAGACUUGCUCAGCCGGGGUGGUCACCUUGGUAGAGUGCUCACCCUGAGAUGGAGACCUUGUGCAUGUCGUCGCCCCUUGAGGCCUUUGUGUCCCGUGCCGCUGACAGAGCCACGUCGUGUGUGAGUUACGGGAAAAGGACCCAUACGCAAGACGACGUACUUGAAGCAGAUGUGUCGCCUUUCAAAAAGGCGUGUGUGGAUGGCGGGUUCGGGAGCAUACCCCUUACCUCACCGUCAUCAAUUUCAUCCUUGUCAUCUUCGUCGUCGUCUAUAUCGUCAUCGUCAUCGGACUUCGCAGCAGGUGAUGUGAAGGUGAAGCGAGAGGCUGCAGAGAUUCCAUCACGUGACGAACUAUUUGCCGGAGGCAGACUCGUGACCUGUGACGUAGACAACAGCUUGAUGACCAACAGAGAUGUGGCGCUUAGAGAAGCGAGACUGGGACUUCAUAGUCACACAGCUGAUGAUAUCGAACGUGCGUCGUUUCCAAGAGAUCUCAUUGUUUCAGAGUCCGGUAAAUCUGCCGACUUUCUGACAGACCGUUGUGUGGGGAGUCCUGGUCGUGAAGGUACUGCGAAAGGCGGGAAUCAGAGCCCUACGUCUGACGUCACAGAAUGUCCAGCAGCCUGGUCACCGACUCGUGGCUCUAGAAGUGAGCAUUGCUGCCAGGGUUUGAGCGUCACGCAUGUAAGUCGGAAAGCUGUGAGUGAUGGGGUAGUGAGGUGUGAGGCCCCGUCUUCAAUUGAGGCGUUACCGGAUGAUCGAGAGACAAGACCAUGUCUUCUUGGCCAUAGAAAAGGGGAAUCCCCAAUCCGGCUUGCUAGAGAAUGGGAAUCCCCGCUCCGGCUUACUAGAGAAGGGGAAUCCCCACUCUCGGGUCUCAGGGAGAGGAAAUCCCCAAUUUUGGCUAGGUCGGUUAGCAGUCAGAACAACAAUAACGCUUCUCCUGGCCCAGUUGUCGGUGAAGAUCUUGUGAGCUCCGGAGUUCUUCGAGGACAGGAAAAGACGCCGAACGGAGAGCGAGAGCAGGAAAGACUAUCUGUACAGAGUGAAGAUGGGAAUGAAUGCGAUAGAAAGGAAGGGUCGGUUCUGAAGGAGGAAGAGUCUGAUCUGAAAGGGGAGGAGUCAGCGGUUGAGGAGAUCAAGUCCCCCGGCUCAUGUUAUGUCGACAUCGAGGCGGACACGCCCCCGAGUUCCCCUCUAAAUCUGAGCACAGCAAACGGGGACGGGGCUUGUGCCUGUCGGCCUGGUGACGUCAGCAGUGAUAACUUGUCGAACCACGCCUCUAACCACGCCCUCUGCACACUUUCACACGGCAAAUACGAGUUCAAGGAAGCGACUGACGAAAGCAAAACAAGUGAUAAUGUUGAAAAUUGUGACUCGAAACGUAAUAGUCCCAGAAAAAAUAUCCCAGAGAGAAAGACAAACUUUUCCAUCGACGCCAUUUUGAGACCGGACUUCGGAGUUGCACAAUCCUGCCACUCAGACUCCGACACUCCACCUGAUGACAGGGAAGGCAGCACAAGCCCCGCCCACACACAGAUCUCGACCAAUCACAAUCUGGUCAGGUCGUCCAACUCCGCCUUUACCGCCGUCGAUCUUCGUACAACACGGGCUCGCGCGGGCUCCUCCUCCCCUCCGUCAUCGUCCCCUCUCUCCUCCUCCUCCCCCUCCCCUCCCCUCUCAUCGCACUCCCCACACUCCCCUAUCUCCUCGUACGAUACCAUUCCCAGCAAGCUAGACAGGACAGCCGUACUCGGCCAAGAGAACUUUCUCUUCCCUUCGUCUAUGUACCCAAACACAGACAUAGAAAAACUGGUGGUUCGACAGUUCCCCUUUGUAAACCUCCACCCGACAACUGAUUCUCUCAACCACUUCCCUUUCAUCUACACGAACCCAACCCUGGCUCUCAGACAACACAACAUCUUCCCCAGAAAAGACUUCCUGAAACAUCUGUAUCAUUCGCAAGCACCGCCACCCCCACCACAACCACCAGCAACAACAGCAGCAGCAGCAGCAGCAGCAGCAGCAGCUAAACUGGCUGCGACUGAGCACAUCGUGCCACGCUUAGACUCUGUUUUAACGCCAAACCGGGUUCAUCAUCAUCUUCAUCAGCACACACAAAACUCUCCCCACCCUAUUGUCCAGUUAAGCAAAGUCGCCAAAGAACAAAUCUCUCCUCAUCCGGUAAACCACCACCACCACAACAACAACCACCACCUACAGCAUCCUCCCCCUCACCCUCUUCACAUGACCCAGAACACCACCAGAAAAGACACAACGAACAAAUCCCCACACCCACACAGCGGUAACGAGAAAGUCACCAAUCCCAAUCAGCAAACGAAGCCUAUUCUCAGCAGCGGGAAAAUCCACAGCGUUAACAAUAACAUCACGGUCACUCGUGAAAACAAAACUGAGCAUCAAAGUGAUCCCAAAUUAAUAAAAGACGCUAAAGUUGACGGAACGCCAAAGAAAAACCCGCCAAAAACCCCAGGUGUGCAGUCUCGUCCUGACUCACAAGCGGUACCCGUUCUGAAGCAGGAGAAGACAACUCCCGCCAGUCCCAGGGACCAGGACGGGAAGUCGUCGUCUGAUGAUGCGACGUCAGAGAAAAAGGGCGAGAACGCGUUAUGGCCGGCAUGGGUGUUCUGUACCAGGUACUCGGACCGACCUUCCUCAGGUGGUACCUGACGGAGAGCCGGCGGAAGUCCCUGGCCGUGGAGCUGGGCCUGUCCGAGUCUCAGAUCAAGAUCUGGUUCCAGAACAAGCGCGCCAAGAUCAAGAAGUCCACGGGGGUCCGGAACCAGCUGGCCCAACAGCUGAUGGAGCAGGGGCUCUACAACCACACCACGGUCAAGGUCGACGAGGACUCCAGUUGAGAGGUCAAGGUCAAGGUUCUUAAGGAAGUUCCGGGUGAAAGGUGAAAGUUGGAAAUCAACCACUCUAGUUGAAUGGGGGUGAGGGGUUAGUUAUCAAGUUUUACGAUGAGCUUAUGAUGUGCACUUUUAAGUUUAACAAUGAGUUUUGGCGAAACUCCAAGAUUAAUGAUGGAUAUUUGUGAAGGUUCAAGGUCUACAGUAAGCUUAGUGAAGGGUCAAGGUCAACGAUUAGCUUAUUUGAAAGUUUGUGGUUGACAAUGAGUCUUGGUGAAGGGUCAAAAUUGACGAUGUAGUUUAGGUGAAAAGCUUCUAUUUGAAAACUAACUACUCUCAGUUGGAUGGGAGUCAAGGUUAUUAUGCUAUGGCUACAUUAUGGUCACGGUCGACGAUAGGUCAUGAUGAAUGAUCAACAUUGACAAGUCCAGCCGAAGGUAAUCAAGUUUGAGUGCUGUUAUAGCUAACGAAGCAGGUUCAAAAACGUUUCUCAUUUGGGUUCAAAGGUCGACAAUUGGCAGGAUUGAUGUGCCAAGGUCGUUGCCCGGGAACACGACUUAUGUGGUCAUUUUAUGAGAUCGAGAACAGCGUCCUACGAAUAAGCGCUAUUGUCUGGACAAUUUAGUUUUCUGAGACUUCCUUG
Messenger RNA from Aplysia californica (California sea hare), 4133 nucleotides. Its product is annotated as homeobox protein engrailed. The record is from RefSeq and is a predicted model, not a curated record. Gene Ontology annotation, cellular component: nucleus. Gene Ontology annotation, biological process: regulation of transcription by RNA polymerase II; multicellular organism development. Lineage: Eukaryota; Metazoa; Mollusca; Gastropoda; Aplysiida; Aplysiidae. Gene Ontology annotation, molecular function: DNA-binding transcription factor activity, RNA polymerase II-specific; DNA binding.